UAAACAAGGAAGUUGGCACACAUGUGCUUUGCUGUGUUGUCAAACAAAACUCGUGCCCUGAAAACACAAACUAAUGAUGUCCCGUAUAUGAAUUUACAGGUAUGACGGCGGUGAAUUUAUCUUUUGCUGCGGCUGGGUUUUUAGGAGCAUAUCAUCUGGGAGUAACAGAGGCUUUUCUGAGACAUGGAGAUAAGCUGCUGUCCUCUUUAAAAGCAUGUGCUGGAGCCUCAGCUGGUGCUUUAGUGGCCACUGUGAUGAUCACUGCUCCUGAUAAACUACAGAAUUGUAAGGAAUUCACCUACAGGUUUGCUAGCAAUGUAAGGAGUCAGAGGUUUGGAGCUGUGACGCCAGGAUAUGACUUCAUGCUUGAACUGAGGGAGGGUAUCGAAGAAAUUCUCCCGCCCAAUGCCCACCAGUUAGCCAAUGAACGCCUCCAUGUUUCAAUAACGCACUCAAAGACACGCAAGAACAGCAUGGUGUCCAGCUUCACCUCAAGGGAACAUCUCAUUAAGGUGCUCUUGGCCAGCUGCUUUGUGCCUGUCUAUGCUGGAGUGAAGCCAGUGGAGUUCCAAGGGCAGAAAUGGAUAGAUGGGGGAUUCACAGACAGUCUUCCUAUACUUCCUGUGGGACGCACAAUCACAGUGUCACCAUUUAGCGGCCCUCAGGAUAUUUCCCCGGCUCAUAAAGGCAUAAGUAAGCUUCACCUCAGACUGGCCAACAUGAGCGUUGUGUUCUCAAAAGACAACAUCAUACGGCUGAACCAGGCUCUGUUUCCUCCCUCAUUACCCAUACUCAAAGCACUGGAACAGGAGGGGUACCAGGAUGCAAUUCACUUUUUAAAGAAAGAAAGAUGGAUGCAAUAGAUUUUCUCAUUUAUAGCUCUUUCAAUACCUUGAAUGUCUAAAAUGUGGCAUAUUGACACCACUUUCCUGAUGUGCAAUAUUUUCUUUUAGCGUUAUAAUAAUACUUUGAUCCGGUGUCUACUUUUAUUCUCCAGAUAAAAAAAGCACAGUAAAAUGCAUCAUGUAUUUUGGGAGACUGAAUGAUCAUUGUCAUAAACAGUCAUUUUCUACUAGUCAUUUUCUCUUUUUUUGAAAUAACUCCAUUUCUCAGGGCACUUACAAUAUCUUUGCUUAAGAAUGACUAAAUCAAGUGUUUAAAUAUUUCUGAAUAUAAUGGCCUUUAAACCUCAGUCAGUUCCAAGAACAACAACUCACCUUUUGCUAACAUUUGCUGCACAUAUCAAUGCAACGUCUCUGUAGGUCCUUGAGGACAACCAUGGAGAAUAAGCCUUUGAAGUAAAGCCACAGGAGAGGCCGUUUGAACUCCAUGAAUCUCCUCACCUCACAGAACAAUCGCUUUACCUGCACUUGAUUCCGCGAGAGAGUUAUGAUCAUUUUUUCUGUCUGGGAGAAUAACUUCUCCCUGGGGAAGUUUUGAGGAUUAGCAAAGGCUUGUGGGUACUGGUGAUGUGGCGGUGUAGAGAGAAACAGUGAGAGCUGACGCACAUACCCUACUGCAUCAACUGGGAGUUAUCCAAUCAUAUGGAAUAAAUUGCACAUUUUUGCAGUCAGAUAGCAAUUGUAUUUAUUUAGAGCAGUUACAGUUGUCAGAAGAUUAAAAAGAUAAGAACUGCUUAUGUGAAAAUACAUCAAUUGUAAUUGGUCUUCAUUAGAAGCAAGAGGAAUGGUAUAAACUGAGCACCAUUAGCUUGAUAAAGAUGGAUAGCUCAGCACGUCGCUCUGUGGCAGCAUGGGACAUUUACAUCAGUUUUAAAUGAUGCACAUGUUUAUAUGUGCUGGGUUGAUCUAUGAACAGCAGGCGAAUCUAAUGGAAGUUAUCACAGAGAUGGUUUUCUCAUACCUCAUUUUCAUGAUGUCAUGUUCAAUGGACAUUUUCAGAUAUGCUGCAUGGGGUUUUUUUGUGCUGUGCAGCAAUGUACAUGGAAUGAUUUUUUUUUUCUCUGUCUAAACAGAUAUACAGUCAGAAUGAAGCUAGAUGUAUAGAAAUAAACACAAUAAAUGGUUAGUUCACCCAAAAAAUGAAAAUCAUGUCAUUAAUUACUCACCCUCAUGUUGUUCCAAACCCAUAAGACAUCUUCAGAACACAAAUUAAGAUAUUUUUGAUGAAAUCCAAGAGGCCUGAUAACACACAUACAUCACAGAGACAUCUAUUUGAUGUCUGCAUUUACAUCUGGAAGUUUACAGUGUUUGCUCAUCUGCAAUACAUCUAUUGGACAUAUCCUAGAUCUCAAAUAGACGUCUAUUAGAUGUCUUUAAGAUGUUUGUACUGAGCAGACGUUUUCCAGAUCAGGCGAUCUUUAACAGACAUCUUGCAGAUGUACGUGUGCUAUCUGGGAGCUUUCUCACCCCAGAAAGGCAGUUGCGGUACUCUCAAUAAUGGAGGCAGACAGUAACUCGGAGGAGAAUAACUGUUGAAUAAAGUGAUUACUUUUUGUUUUCCUUGUUCUCAUAGCUCCGUAAAAUUACGGUUGAACCACCGAUGUCAAAUGGACUAUUUUACCAACAUUCUUACUCUGUUUCUAGGCCUGGGAACAUUUCAGUUACAUUGCUGUCUAUGGAGGAUAAGAAAGCUAUCUGAUUUCAUCAGAAGUAUCUUAAUUUGUAUUCAGAAAAUGAAUAAAGGUCUUAUGGGUUUGGAAUGAGGGUGAGUAAUAACACAAUUUUCAUUUUUGGGUGAACUAUCCCUUUAAGUCCAUAAAGGACCGUAGUGCUGAAUCAGCAUUUUUGAAAAUCAGUUGAAGGACUGAUUGUUUAAAUUAAUGUAUAAUGAAAGUUAUUUGAUAUAACAAAGUUAUAUUAUAAAUAACAGCAUUGCAAUCCACUUUGUAAAUGUGUGAAUUAAUUUUGUGCAAUUCAGCUCUGGUGGGACAUGUCUUUAAAUGGCUGCUUUAAUAAUGUAAUUAGAUUCUGUCUUUCUAUUGUUUUAUAGUGAAUCUGAGUCCUCACAAAGACCCUCUAAGGAGAAACUCAUGACUCUGGGAUUUGCAUUAUUUAUUUUUUAUAAAUCAAGUCUGUAUUGAUCGCUGCAUUAAGCUCUGAUUUCUUUAAUAUGGUUUUAUGAUUGACUUAAAUGACACAUACUGGAAACAUUAAAAUAUUAAUAUUAGUAAAAUAGCUGACUUUUUUUAACAAAUCAACUUCUGAUAACAUCAGACAAGAAAUAGUAAAAAUGCUGGACAAACCUUAAAUAUUAAAGCAGCAAAACAUGAAAUAGAAUAUAAAAGUAUUUUCUGGAGCACAGAGUACCCGGAUAGAGACACUGAUUGAACCAUGUAAAAGUCAGUAUUUACCGUCAAUCAGUUUUUAAUGUUUAAAAAAAAAAAA
Labeo rohita (rohu) is the source of this 3347-nucleotide messenger RNA. It is a transcript of the gene pnpla4, whose product is annotated as patatin-like phospholipase domain containing 4. Gene Ontology annotation, biological process: triglyceride catabolic process; lipid homeostasis. The record is from RefSeq and is a predicted model, not a curated record. The coding region runs from base 102 to 863 and encodes 253 amino acids. Lineage: Eukaryota; Metazoa; Chordata; Actinopteri; Cypriniformes; Cyprinidae. Gene Ontology annotation, molecular function: retinyl-palmitate esterase activity; triacylglycerol lipase activity. Gene Ontology annotation, cellular component: membrane; cytoplasm; lipid droplet. The transcript has 7 exons.